This is a messenger RNA of Ricinus communis (castor bean), 1234 nucleotides long. Its product is annotated as MYB-like transcription factor EOBI. NCBI's taxonomy places the organism in Eukaryota, Viridiplantae, Streptophyta, Magnoliopsida, Malpighiales, Euphorbiaceae. The coding region runs from base 64 to 936 and encodes 290 amino acids. The transcript has 3 exons. The record is from RefSeq and is a predicted model, not a curated record.
AGGGCCCUUACUUCACUUCGAUCCUUUUGGGAUCAUAUAUUAAUAUCCCAACAGUGUUUUGCCAUGCACGAGGGAUUUUUAUUUGCAGACAGAAGUGUGAUAUCCACCUUUCUAUAUAAAGCCUUUCACAUAAAUAGAUCUCUUUGCUACACUACACUACACAUCACAUAUCUUUUAGAUAAGCACUAUAUAUCUUUUGAAAGACACAGAAAGAUUGAGAUGGAAAAUAAAGAAGUGAAACCACGGAUCAAGAAAGGUCUGUGGAAACCUGAGGAGGAUUUGAUUCUCAAGACUUACGUACAAACUCAUGGUGAAGGCAAUUGGGCUACUGUAUCUGAAAAAUCAGGAUUGAUGAGAGGGGGGAAGAGUUGCAGACUAAGAUGGAAGAAUUACUUAAGACCCAAUAUAAAAAGAGGCGGCAUGUCUCAAGAGGAAGAAGAUCUUAUCAUCAGAAUGCAUAAGCUUCUUGGAAACCGAUGGUCGCUAAUUGCUGGUCGAUUGCCUGGUCGAACGGACAAUGAGGUGAAAAACUACUGGAAUACCCAUUUGAACAAGAGGUUGCAUUCUGGCAAAAGAAAAAUCAUUGAUUCCAACACCUGCCAGAAUGACACUGAUAAAGAGAACAUGAAUAGAAACAAGAGACAACGUAAUUCGAGACCCGUUUGCAGUGCAAGUCCAAAGGGCAUUGCUGAAGAGAUUAAUGAAAAGAACAAAGAGAAAGAAGAGAGCAGCAGUUUCACGGAUGCUUGGAUACAAGGCGCACAGAGCAUGAACUACUACAUUGAAUCGCCAGUGGAACAGGCCAACAACUAUGCGUUUGUUUAUGAUGAGGAGCCUUUUGUUGCCUGCUUGGAUUCCUUUGUCUUGUUUGAAUCAAUUGGUUAUAACGGCGGGGAGACAUAUUCGCAGGUGGACCUGCAACCGUUCAUGCCAUAGAGUUUCUUUUCUAAUAUACUCCAGAAUUUUGAAGCAAAAGAGGACAUAUUCACAAUGCACAACCUUGGCACCUGAGCAGAGCACUUCCACUCCCUUCGUAGUCGGUGGUUCAUAAACCCCAGAAUAUGCAUGUUCUCCCUAAUUCCUUAAUUUAUGCUCUGUUGAAGAUUGUAUUAUGAUAAAUUAUUAGUGCUAUGUAUGUAUGUAUGUGUUCUAAAAAGGAAAGGGUUAAUGUGCAAUACCGUUCCCAAUGCAUUUCUGUCUCUGCCUCCACAACAAGAAUUAGAGCGCUAAGGAG